GGACGUCGCCAUGAUGCAGGGAUGUUAAAAGAUUCUGGCCUACUAGGUUCCCUGGAGCUUCACGCCCAUAAUCCAGAUGGGCAACUCCUUUGCUUGUAUGGAGACCCAGCUUAUCCACUUCGCCCACAGUUAAUGGCCCCCUACCGUGUUGGUGAUGUGCAAGUAUUAACAGAGGAUAUGAAAGAAUUUAAUCGAGCAAUGAGCUCCCUCCGAGUUUCUGUGGAAUGGUUGUUUGGUGAUGUUGCAAACAGUUUUAAAUUUAUUGAUUUUAAGAAAAAUUUAAAAUUACGGCUUAGUGCAGUUGGCAAAUUUUAUGUUGUUGCUGCAUUGAUGAGAAACAUAUUAACAUGUCUCUAUGGGAAUACUACUUCAAAGUACUUUCACAUUGAUCCACCGACCAUCGACUCUUACUUAGGGGUGCAUAAUUAG
This is a messenger RNA of Paramuricea clavata, 429 nucleotides long. NCBI's taxonomy places the organism in Eukaryota, Metazoa, Cnidaria, Anthozoa, Malacalcyonacea, Plexauridae. The record is from the annotation of a GenBank genome assembly.